GUUAUCUGCCCAGUAACCCUGAAGCUAUAGUCCUGGACAUUGACUAUAAAUCAGGACUGCCGAUGCAGAGUGCUGCCAAAGCGCCGUAUCUGGCCAAAUUCAAGGUGAAACGCUGUGGAGUGAGUGAACUGGAGAAAGAGGGUUUGCUGUGUCGCUCCGACUCACUGGAUGAAGCUCAGAGUGGAGACGACACACAGAAGAUCUGCUGGCAGGCGGCUAUCUUUAAAGUUGGAGACGACUGCAGACAGGAUAUGUUGGCGUUGCAGAUCAUCGGUCUGUUUAAGAACAUUUUCCAGCUGGUGGGACUCGAUCUGUUCGUUUUUCCAUAUAGGGUGGUCGCUACAGCACCAGGGUGUGGCGUCAUCGAGUGCAUCCCAGACUGUAAGUCCAGAGAUCAGCUGGGACGACAGACGGAUUUCGGGAUGUACGAUUAUUUCCGUAACCAGUACGGAGACGAAUCCACUCUAGCCUUCCAGAAGGCGAGGUAUAACUUCAUCCGUAGCAUGGCCGCAUACAGUCUGCUGCUCUUCCUGCUGCAGAUCAAGGACAGACACAAUGGAAACAUCAUGCUGGACAGACAGGGCCACCUCAUCCACAUCGAUUUCGGCUUCAUGUUCGAGAGUUCUCCGGGUGGGAAUCUGGGCUGGGAGCCGGACAUCAAACUGACCGAUGAGAUGGUGAUGAUCAUGGGCGGGAAGAUGGAGGCCACCCCCUUCAAGUGGUUCAUGGAGAUGUGUGUGCGCGGAUACCUGGCUGUCAG
Messenger RNA from Sinocyclocheilus anshuiensis, 760 nucleotides. RefSeq names its product putative phosphatidylinositol 4-kinase alpha-like protein P2. The transcript is spliced from 7 exons. Gene Ontology annotation, cellular component: cytoplasm; plasma membrane. The record is from RefSeq and is a predicted model, not a curated record. Gene Ontology annotation, molecular function: 1-phosphatidylinositol 4-kinase activity. Lineage: Eukaryota; Metazoa; Chordata; Actinopteri; Cypriniformes; Cyprinidae. The annotation marks the transcript as partial. Gene Ontology annotation, biological process: phosphatidylinositol phosphate biosynthetic process; phosphatidylinositol-mediated signaling.